AUGCAGAUGAAUGAGUCUGGAGUUCAAACGCUGGCUCCAGAGCGGUGUGAGCAGCAGAUCCUAGAGGAGGACCGUAACGGGAACAGGGACGGAGGGUCCAGCAGCAACCUGUCGCUGCACUGCUGGCUGCAGCUGCUGUCCAGGGAGUCCAUCAUGGAGUUCCAGGGGGACAGCUCCAGCGUGGUGGUGCGCGUGAUGAUCGCGUGCGUCUACUCCGUGGUCUGCGCUCUGGGGCUGGUGGGGAACUCGCUGGCCCUCUACCUGCUGCACUCGCGCCACCGCCAGAAGCAGUCGUCCAUCAACUGCUUCGUGAUGGGCCUGGCCAUCACCGACCUGCAGUUCGUGCUGACGCUGCCCUUCUGGGCGGUGGACACGGCCCUGGACUUCCGCUGGCCCUUCGGCCGCGUCAUGUGCAAGAUCGUCAGCUCGGUCACCACCAUGAACAUGUACGCCAGCGUCUUCUUCCUCACCGCCAUGAGCGUGGCGCGCUACUACUCCAUCGCCUCGGCCCUGAAGAUGCACAGCCGGCGGGCGGCCGCCACCCGCGCCAAGUGGACCAGCCUGGGCAUCUGGGCCGUGUCCCUGCUGGCCACGCUGCCCCACGCCAUCUUCUCCACCAGCGCCCAGGUGUCCGACGAGGAGCUGUGCCUGGUGCGCUUCCCGGACUCCGGGAACUGGGACCCGCAGCUGCUCCUGGGCCUCUACCAGCUCCAGAAGGUGCUCCUCGGGUUCCUCAUCCCGCUGGUCAUCAUCACCGUCUGCUACCUGCUCUUGCUCCGGGUCAUCCUAACCCGCCGCGUGGCCGGCGCCGAGGGCCCCGAGGUCCAGCAGGGCCGGCAGAAGCGCCGCUCCCGGGUGACCAGGUCCAUCGUGAUCGUGGUGCUGUCCUUCUUCCUGUGCUGGCUCCCCAACCAGGCGCUGACGCUGUGGGGGGUGUUCAUCAAGUUCGACCUGGCGCCGUUCAGCAAGGCCUUCUACAACGUGCAGGCCUACGCCUUCCCGCUGACCGUGUGCCUGGCGCACACCAACAGCUGCCUCAACCCGGUGCUCUACUGCCUGGUCCGGCAGGAGUUCCGGGCCGGCCUGAAGGAGAUCCUGCUGCGGGCCACGCCCUCCUUCAGGAGCCUGGCCCAGCUGCUGCGCCGCAGGACCAAAGUGGCCGAGGCGCCGCCCGUCCUGGUGCUGGUCCAGAUGGACGUCUGA
Menidia menidia (Atlantic silverside) is the source of this 1203-nucleotide messenger RNA. Lineage: Eukaryota; Metazoa; Chordata; Actinopteri; Atheriniformes; Atherinopsidae. The record is from the annotation of a GenBank genome assembly.